This is a messenger RNA of Salvia hispanica, 2805 nucleotides long. Lineage: Eukaryota; Viridiplantae; Streptophyta; Magnoliopsida; Lamiales; Lamiaceae. The record is from RefSeq and is a predicted model, not a curated record.
UGGACUCAUAUAUUGAUGGCCUAUGCAUUUACUUUCUGGACAUGCUUUUGUUUACGGAAUGAAUAUGCAAAAGUUGCCGAAAUGCGCUUGCACUUUCUCGCUUCUACAAAACGUCGUCCUGAUCAGUUUACUGUUCUUGUCAGAAAUGUGCUACCAGAUCAAGAUGAAUCAGUUAGUGAGGCAGUGGAGCAUUUUUUCUUGGAAAACCAUCCAGAUCAUUAUUUAACUCAUCAGGUUGUAAUCAAUGCCAAUAAGCUUGCAAAACUGGUAAAGAUGAAAAAGAAAAAGAAAAACUGGCUUGACUAUUACCAGUUAAAAUUUGCAAGAAAUCAAUCAAGGCCAAUAACCAAGACUGGUUUUCUUGGCCUUUGGGGAGAUAAAGUGGAUGCUAUUGAUCACCAGACAACUGAAAUUGACUGGUUAGAAAGGGAAAUAGCUGACGAGAGGAAUAGGGUAACGAGUGAUCCUAAGUCCAUCAUGCCAGCAGCAUUUGUUUCCUUUAACACUAGGUGGAGUGCUGCUGUAUGCGCUCAAACACAACAAUCUAGAAAUCCAACUCGGUGGUUAACAGAUUGGGCUUCGGAACCACGUGAUGUCUACUGGGAUAAUCUUGCUAUCCCCUAUGUUUCACUGUCUAUUAGGAAGCUUAUCGUCACUGUCGCUUUCUUCGUCCUCGCCUUUUUCUUCGUGAUCCCUGUGUCUUUCGUGCAAUCUCUUACACAUGUAGAGCGCAUUUUAAAACGCGCACCAUUUCUCAAGCGGAUAAUUGAAGGUCGCUUUGUCAAGUCUAUGGUAGAAGGAGUUUUACCUGGUAUUGCCUUAAAGCUUUUCCUACUUGCUCUACCAAAAAUACUGAUUAUGAUUGCGAAAGUGGAGGGCUUGCUGUCAAUAUCAGCUCUGGAGAGGAUUUCUGCAUUCCGAUAUUAUAUCUUCAACUUCACAAAUGUCUUCCUUGUGAGUGUAAUUGCUGGAACUGCAUUUGAACAACCAGAUAAUUUUCUUCAACAAUCUGCAAAUGACAUAGCUAAAAUAAUUGGUGUGUCGAUCGCUAUGAAAGCAACAUUCUUCAUUACUUACGUAAUGGUGGAUGGAUGGGCCAGUGUCGCCGGAGAAAUCUUCAGACUGACACCUCUGGUACUGUACCACCUAAAAAAUUUCUUCAUGGUGAAGACGGAAAAGGACAGAGAAGAGGCAAUGGAUCCGGGAAGCAUCGAAUUUCAUAAGGCCGAACCUCGGAUACAAUUAUAUUUUCUUCUAGGCCUUGUCUAUGCUGUGGUCACCCCAAUGUUCCUUCCAUUCAUAUUGGUUUUCUUUGCUUUCGCUUAUGUCAUAUUUCGCCAUCAGAUCAUAAAUGUAUACAACCAAAAAUACGAAAGUGCAGCGUCGUUUUGGCCGGAUGUCCACGCGCGUAUAAUCUAUUCAUUGGUCAUAUCUCAGAUUACGCUAAUAGGAUUGAUGAGUACCAAAGGGAAUUCCCUGUCCACGAUAUUCCUCGGCGUGCUUGUAGUGCUGACCAUUUGGUUCCAUGUGUUCUGCAAAGGCCGUUACGAACCUGCUUUUGUUAGAUAUCCUUUGCAGGAGGCAAUGAGGAAAGAUACGCUGGAAUGUGCAACAGAGCCGAACCUGGAUCUGAAGAGCUAUCUUCAGAGCGCCUACAUCCAUCCGGUGUUUAAAAACGAAGACGAUGGGAACAUGGUCAUAAAGCUGAAAAAUGAGCUCAUGAUAAAUAGUUACAAAACAAUUGAUGGGAGAGGGGUUAGGGUUGAGAUUGCAUAUGGGCCUUGCAUAACUAUACAACAUGUGAGCCAUGUGAUCAUACAUGGUAUUAGCAUCCAUGAUUGUAAGCCCGGGAAGUCCGGGACCGUACGGGAUAGCCCUACCCACCUCGGCCACCGACGCGGCUCUGAUGGCGACGCCAUCGACAUAUUUGACUCCUCCGACGUGUGGAUUGAUCACUGUUAUCUUGCGCGUGCCACCGAUGGCCUCAUCGACGUGAUCCACGGCUCCACCGGGAUAACCAUCUCCAACAAUUUCUUUGCACAACAUGAUAAAGUUAUGUUGUUUGGCCAUGAUGACAAGAAUUUGGAGGACAAAAAAAUAAAAGUCACAGUAGCUUUUAACCGUUUUGGGCCUGGUUUGAUUCAAAGAAUGCCAAGGGUAAGGUUAGGUUAUGCACACGUGGCAAAUAACAGAUACGACCAAUGGCAAAUGUAUGCUAUUGGUGGAAGUGCCAAUCCAACUAUUUUCAGUGAAGGCAACUACUUCAUGGCCCCUAACAAUCCUUCUACAAAACAAGUUACAAAGAGAGAGGCUAAAAAUGGAUGGAAUAGCUGGAAAUGGAGAUCAUCAAGGGAUAGGUUCAUGAAUGGGGCAUAUUUUGUGCCUUCCGGAUAUGGAAGCAUAACUCCUGGCUACACCAAAGCGCAGUCGUUUCGUGUGGCGGAUGGAUCGAUGGUGCCUUCGUUAACGACGGAUGCAGGCCCAUUGAACUGCUAUGCUAAUAGGCCUUGCUAAAAUGUUUCAUGUGAAUAGUAUAUGAUAGUGAUUUUGUGACAUACAAAAAUCAUCAUAUAUCAUUGUAAAAUCAACCUGCCGUUUUUAGAGAAAAGCAGGAAUAAGGCUAGUUGAACAUUUAAGUGUUUUUUUUUUCGUUUAAGUAUCAGUUUUGAGGGAGAGCUUGUGCUAAGUUGCUAACUGCAAAUAUAGUGUUAGCCAGCUUUUUCUCUUGGAGAUUUGGCCACGCUGUAAAUUAUUUGUAUGCACGGAUGUUUAUUUGAUUUAUAUUUAUGAUCUUGGCAUCUUGAA